AUGCCAACGAAGCAUCGCUUUGCAUUGAAUUGCAUUGGUCUGCAUAAAGAAAAGGGAAAGUCGUGUCUGUGUGUGUCAGUCAUUUGGAGCCAACUUAUCAUCUGCUUGACUCACUACAGCUUCGCGACUGUCAAAUUCCAAUUCCAGUCCAAUUGCAUAAUCCAUUUUCUAAUUACACGCAAGCAUUGCUUUGCAGUGAAUGGCAUUGGUCUGCCGAAAGAAGAUAGACAACCGUGUCUGUGUGCGUCAGUCAUUUGGAGCCAACUUAUCAUCUGCUUGACUCACUACAGCUCGCGACUGUCAAAUGCGGGAGUGGUGGAAUUGUGGAUGGAUGAAUGGAAAAAUCAAUUGGAGCAGCACAACACACGCACAGACGAGGCAGCGCAGCCGGGCAAAGUGGCACAAACGAAGAGGGCAAAUGCAUACGAGGGGCCGGUGAGCGAAGAGAGCCGCGCUGCGAGGCCGCUUGCCGAACUGGCCCCAAAUACAGCCCAGGUCAAUGACGCAUCACACGCAUCAGCCGCAUCAGCCGCAUCAGGCGCAGCCGAGGCAGGCCUGCAGGCCUGCUCUGCGCACUAUCGACCGGUGCCAGGUUCAAACGGGCCAGUCAGCAGCGCCGGCUCGGCAAUGCGGCUUGGGCAAGCGAAUGCGGCUCUGCAGAGUGCGCCGUCGGGCCGAGCGGGGCGGGGCCGUGCGUCCUCGUUUGCCCGCCGGCGUGUCGAUGUGUCGAGUCGCAGAGACAGCCACAGCCGGCGCUGGGGCGAACGGGGCCGAGGCGGCCGUGCGGUCGUGCGCCCGUGCACUCUGACUGAGCCUUCGGGGCCUGCCUCGCCGGCCCAGCCACGUCAGGCAGUUGGGCCUGCCCGCGACACAAAGGCCGAGAAAGAGAGAGUGAGUGAGUGA
Protopolystoma xenopodis is the source of this 903-nucleotide messenger RNA. The record is from the annotation of a GenBank genome assembly. NCBI's taxonomy places the organism in Eukaryota, Metazoa, Platyhelminthes, Monogenea, Polystomatidea, Polystomatidae.